CUCAGGUUAGGUAAGGCUUCAUACAGAUGCACCUUAUCCAUUUAUCAUCCGAGACAGACAAGGAAAAACCAUCAAGGAAUAGAGUAAACAUAGAAUAAAAUCCUUUUCUCUCUUUUUUUUAUUGGCCCCAGGAGGAGAUGUCUGUGAAAAGUCCAAAAGGAGGACCAGAAAGUAGACCAGGCUCUGCUGCCAGCACGUCUUCACGAGGGGGGAAGGGUGCAGCAGCAGCAACAGCAGCUGGCAGAUUGCCCAUGAAUGGGAGUUUCAAAAAAAAGGCCCUUCAGCUCAGUCUCUCCAAGAAAUUCUGCACAAAGACAAAGUCCCCCUCAGAGCAGGAGAAAGGUGAGGAGGGGGCUCAGCGACGUGGCAAACGGAGUCUCAGCAACAGCUCAGCAGUGGCCGCUGCCUACAUCUCCUACCUCAACAAACUCUUCGGCCAGGAGAGGGAGCUAAUGCCAGAGGAGCUGGAUGAACUGCAAGAGGCCUUUAAGGAAUUUGAUUAUGAUGCGGAUGGCUUCAUACAUUACAAAGACAUCGCAGACUGCAUGAGGACCAUGGGCUACAUGCCUACAGAGAUGGAGCUCAUCGAAAUCAUCCAGCAAAUCAAAAUGAAAUGGGGUGGCCAUGUAGACUUUGAUGAUUUCUGCGAGCUAAUGGGGCCAAGGAUGCUGGCUGAGACUGCUCAUAUGGUCGGGCUCAAGGAGCUCCGUUGUGCCUUCAAACAGACCUCUUGGACAUCAGCACAGAAGCAGUUUGACUGUGACGGCGACGGAAAGAUCACAUUAGAUGAGCUGAAGGAGGGUAUGAAAACCCUCUUGGGGGAGAAGCUGAAGAAAGGCGAGCUGGAGGAGAUCCUCGGUGACAUUGACCUCAACAAAGAUGGUACCAUUGACUUCGACGAAUUUGUUAUGAUGCUUUCUGCAAGAUGACCUCUGAUGGAAGAUGAUGGAGGGAAACAACACUGGAUCCAUCAGCUGUGGACGAGUUCAUAUUGAGAAUCUGUUCUUGCUAUUGUAGUCCUUCUCUAUGUUUCUGAAAACAGUUUAUAUGAUAUAUAUAUAUAUUUAUAUUUUUUGUAUAAUAAAACAUGUGGUUGAAUGCA
Molecule: messenger RNA, 1102 nt
Organism: Sphaeramia orbicularis (orbiculate cardinalfish)
Lineage: Eukaryota; Metazoa; Chordata; Actinopteri; Kurtiformes; Apogonidae
Gene: cabp4
Product: calcium binding protein 4
Exons: 10
Coding region: 138-929 (263 amino acids)
Cellular component (GO): cytoplasm
Molecular function (GO): calcium channel regulator activity; calcium ion binding
Source: RefSeq, a predicted model, not a curated record